Molecule: messenger RNA, 1474 nt
Organism: Ananas comosus (pineapple)
Lineage: Eukaryota; Viridiplantae; Streptophyta; Magnoliopsida; Poales; Bromeliaceae
Exons: 4
Coding region: 144-1202 (352 amino acids)
Cellular component (GO): chloroplast thylakoid membrane
Molecular function (GO): protein binding
Source: RefSeq, a predicted model, not a curated record
ACACGGCAUCACUCGUCCUCUUCUCCCCCCUUCUUCGUCCUCAGUCAUCCCCUUUGCGGUUCUCCAAGUUCUCUCUCUCUCUCUCUCUCUCUCUCUCUCUCUCUCUCAUAAAUAUCCUUUCUCGUACGCCAUUCACCGAAGAGAUGGCCACGGUGCUUCUCUUCGGAAACCCAACCCUCCUCUCCGACGCCCCUUCUCUCGCCAGAGCCCUCCCUCCUGUCGACCGCUCCAAGCCCUGGGGCCCCGACGCCUCCGCCGCUCCGGCGGCGGCGGUGACGGCGGCGGUGGCGGGGCGCGCGCGGAGGGCAGCCGAGCCCUUGCUCCUCUCCGCCGCCGUCCACGCCCGGGGAUUCCGCGACCAGCCGGAGUCGCCGGGCGCCGGCGACGCGGCGGCGCGGAGGCGGCGCGGCGCAGGAUCCAAGGUCGGCGCGGUUGGCGGCGGCGGCGGAGGAGGAGGAGGGGAAGGGGAGGGGGACGACGACUGGGAGGAGGAGCUCCGGAGCCGGCUCAAGGAGUUGGAGGAGAUGAAGGAGCUGGAGAAGCGGGCCGAGGAGCUGCAGAGCCGCGUCGCGGAGGAGGGCGAUCGGGAGGAGACCGAGGAGGAGAAGCGGGAGAGGGUCCGCCGCGAGCUCGAAAAGGUAGCAAGGGAGCAGGCAGAGCGGCGGGCAACAGCGAAGCUGAUGUUUGAGUUGGGGCAGAAGGCAUAUGGAAAGGGAAUGUAUGCUCGGGCAAUCGAGUUUCUAGAGGCUGCUCUAACAAUCAUCCCAAGCCCCUCACUCUUGGGUGGUGAGAUACAAAUUUGGCUUGCAAUGGCUUAUGAAGCCAAUAAUCGUCACAGAGAUUGCAUUGCUUUGUACCAACAGCUGGAAAAGAGUCAUCCGAGUGUUAGCAUCAGACGGCAAGCCGCUGAGCUCCGAUACAUCCUGCAGGCACCCAAGCUGAAAAUUUCCAAGGAUGAGAUGGUCACAAUCCCAUUGAUUGGAUCUAGUUAUGACAGAUAUGCCGGAACAUGGAGCGACAAGAACAAGGAUCGCGAUAUGAGAAGAAAAACAACAAGUAAACAAGUAUCAUCAGCAGGGGACUUCUGGGGUGACUUCAUGUUUUGGCGUCCGCCAAGUGGAUGGGAAAAGAAUCGUUCUAUCUGGGUCAUUGUUUCUCUAUGGAUCUGCUUGCUUGGAACAGCUCUUCUCCUCCAAAGAUGAGGGUGCCCAGAAAACAUGAGAAUCAGAGGGAGCAUCGACAAUCGCUGGUAUCAAAUAUAGGGGCAUGUGAUGCAUCGUUUCCGAUUCUAACUGUAAGCAACGGUUGUCAUAUUUAUUCUUUGAGAUGCCUCUGCUACUUGCUUUAGCUUUCCGUCGGUCUUCAUGCUGUGUAUAUUUCCUUCUAGCGUGUAAAUCUUGAAAGUGGCAAGAAUCUUGUAAAUUGUACUUAAUCAAAGAAUCAUGUUACUUUUAAUAUCUGCAGGCCUUUUACA